This is a messenger RNA of Papaver somniferum (opium poppy), 915 nucleotides long. RefSeq names its product lamin-B1-like. NCBI's taxonomy places the organism in Eukaryota, Viridiplantae, Streptophyta, Magnoliopsida, Ranunculales, Papaveraceae. The transcript is spliced from 3 exons. The record is from RefSeq and is a predicted model, not a curated record. Bases 1 to 915 code for a protein of 304 amino acids.
AUGUCCUCAGGAUACCAACAGGAGGUUAUUGGAGCUGCUAUUAGGCAGAAGCAGUUGGCAGAAGUGGAAUAUCUUCAUGCUCAGCUGCAGCAGGAGCACAAUCGAGCACGAGGACUGGAGACGCAGUUAGCCGAGGCCAAAGAGAACCUAGACAUUGAGCAAAGUCAUGUUGUGAAUCUCCACCGAAGAAUCGUCAAUAAGGAUGAUAAGAUUGAUCGUCAGGAAGCCGACGGGGAUCUUCGAGCCGAGAUACUCCGCUAUGAGAGAUUUGAGUAUGUGCCUGAGGAGGUAGACAAUCUUCGGGCGAGCCUUUCCCGGGUCCAGGGUAUUGCCGCCGAUAAGACAUUAUUAGCCGAUAACUUGGAAAGUCAGUGUGAACGAUUGAGACUUCAAAUCAGAGACUUGCAUGUUGAUCGCAAGUGGAUUUUACAAGAGAAGGAUGCUACCGAGAAGUCUAACCAAGAAUUACAUGAGAAGCUUCGUAGAUUCAACCAAGUAUCCCAAGAGUUUGAAUGGGUUCAAGCUCAAUUGCCCGAUCUGCAGAUAGCACAUGAUCGGCAGAAGGCUGACUGGAGUGAUCAUAAGAAAUACUGCCCCACCAAUGAGUUCAAUGAGCAACGUUAUAAUAAGUUAACUGCGAAGAUUUCAUCUCUGGAAUCUGAGCAAGGAAAGGUGAAAUCUUUGGAGGGGGAGGUUGCUCGACUAAAGACUCGGGAAACUCAGUUGCUCGGGAAAGUUGCAACUGCGGAAGCUGCGUCGACCCAACUGACCCUUGAUCUAGCUGUUGAGAAAGACAAGUUCAAGACCGAGCUCGUCACAAAGGUCAAGGAAGGCGUGAAGGCGGUUAUCGAGAAUAAGCGGGCCGACGUCGCUGCUAAGAAAGCUGGUUCAGGAUCAGCUCAGCCUAAGGAAUAG